AUGGAUUCCACUGGUCCACCAAGUGAGCAGCCAGUUCCAACCGUCAGUCGUCAGUCUCGCUCCCGAGACGACCAUGACACCUUGGAACGUGGUUCCUUCACCGCACAGAAAUUGACAGACUCUAACGUCUUGAGACCACAGCAACAUGGAUCGCCAGAGCACCUACAUGUCACGAAUCGACGCUUCUUCAUAGGGCCAUUGCCCAAGGGCUGGGGCCAAAACCGCAGGAGGCAUUGGUAUAAAUCAUGUCUUGGGAUCAGAGAUUAUUCGUCUCGUAACCAAACAUUCUCCGCAGAUAUGUCUGUUGGAUACCAGCGCAAAUCAACUCGAUUCAUGGGUCUUUCUUCAACUACGCGAUUCAAGCCGAGCUUCCCACAACCAGAUGAUGUCGAAGUCGAAGUCGAAGACCAAGACGAGGAACAAGACGAGGACCACGACCAAGAGAAUGGAAUCCAACAACAACCACCUGUAGAGAAUGGCCAAACGGCAGGAGGUAGUCAAGUGGGAUCAAGGGUAAUCAGAUCAAUAGACGCUGGUCGUGAAGCCCAGCGCAGGGACGAAGACGCGGGAUACUUUGGUCUCUCCCACCCGAAUAUAAAACGUAUACAAGAUCAACAGCGACCUAGGAAUAGUCCUCUCGCUACGAAUUCCAGCCUUGUUGUACGAAUGUCAUCCGACGAUAACGUGCCCGAAGCCUAUUUUACCGCCCCUGACACUGAACCGCAGUCGACAACUCCUAAGGCCAACCCUAUGCCACAAGAUAACACCAAGUCACAAAACCGAAAGAGUACAGAAAGCGGGCAGCCGCAAAGUUCCUCCUCGUUACCAUAUCGAAAUAGUUAUGCAACCACUGGUACAUCAGCCAUAUCUACUACCGAUGGGCAAGGUUUAGAAACAGAUGUUGGAUCACUAUCAUCUUUGAUACCCCAUAAUAAACCGCCACCAUCUUCCACUCCAAGAGAGAGGAGGCAGCCAAAACCUCAACAACUCGCGUUACAGCCUCAAGAGCCUCGAGGAGAAGCUGAUCAGACAGAAGCCGAAUUGGCUGAGUCUCAACAACCUAGCAAGCUUAUUAACCGUGUUAUAUCUGACCGAGUCCGCUUUGGAGUAGAGGAGAGGAUUGAGAAUGGACAACGCCGUCUACAGAACCACCUUCGCCUAUCCGAUGAUUCCAGGACCAAUAGGAAACAAAAACAACAGGCUCGUCGAUAUGGAGAAGUUCUUAGAGCAGAAAAAAUGCUAGUGCGGAUCGAUGUCACUGCUCAAACUGUGCCCAAUCUCUAUAACGAUAAUGCCAGCCUUAAAAUUGAAACACGACCUGUCGAAAACUGGAGGGAGUAUCUUGUAGGUGCUAAAGUCAAGAGAAAAUAUGCACAUGAGGUUAAACUUUCCCAGGGACAAGCCAACGUAAAUCUAUUCUCUACUUUGGACAAGACGGUUGUUGUGUGGCAUCCUACAAAGAUGGAUGGUACUCGUAUUUUCAUUAUGCGAGCUCGAGCGGCCGCACAUUCGGUGGAAUGGUAUACCUUCAUUCGAAAGGUCUUGGGCUGGAAACAACCCUCCAGCCUAUUCGUCCACGCACCUGAUCUUGAUGUUUCUCUUGUUCUACAGAACCCGUUUGAGCGGUUUGCAAAGGAUAACUAUGACGAGAAUGAAGGAACUCUGUUAAAUUCAAUGGGCGAGGAACAAGCCGUAUCUACGGGAAUAAUACGCACUUGCAUGGACACACUCACCGAAGGUUCUGAAUGGUCUCAGAUUCUUGAUAUAUGGAAGAAGUCUGAGAAGAUGGGCUUAGCAUGGCGGAGGUAUGACCGGAUAGAGUGGAUUCAAGGAGGGAAUGAGGAGAGAAUGUAUGGAACAAUGGCUAUGAGAACUUCACACGAUUUGGAACUGCGCCCGAAGCGGCAUUAUCCAACUUCCACGGCUGUGGAUCCAUCUGAACCCCUGAUGGAGGAACCUUCUCCAAUCGAAGGGUUUUUAAUUCUCCUCACAUCCCAGCAAGGCACCCACCGGCGCUGGGGAAAGAACUUCUCCAAGCGUUUAUAUUUCUAUAGCGAGGACCAAUACCUCUGCUUUUGCAAGCCAACAAAGGCAUCUAUACCUCCAGCCCCAAAACGUCCCAGUGUUCCCGAAGCUGGGUCUUCCACUGCACCUGAAACAAUCAGAGGCACUCCUGUUAUGUAUACGGUUGACCCAUAUCCAGUUAAAAAUGGCCGGAUUUCAUGGCUACAUGACGGAGGUAAUAAAUCAUAUGCUAGGUACUGUGACCAAGCCGCAUACACAGAGAAUCGCCGAAAUACAAAUAACCUUAGCCAAACGGAAGGAUAUUUCAAUUUAGGCCGAGUAACUGAAAUAAGAACUGUAUCAGAGACGGAAAGCACAGGAACCCAAAGCAAUGGAACAAAUCUUGGGACUCAGCGCUCUAUUACAAACCGUGCUACUACCAGCAGUUUCUCUCAUAGUGACAACGAUCACGUAUUUGAGCUUGAACUUGAUGAUGGGCUUGUGGUUAGAUUACGUGCCUAUAAUACUGAAACCCGAGAUGCUUGGAUCCAUAGGUUGCGCCAAUUGACUACAUACUGGAAGGCUCGGGUCAAGGCUGACAUCAACAUAUUGAAGUCUAUUCGACAACGCAACCUGGAAAAACUUGAUAUAGAUGAGGAGCAGGAAUCUGUGAUUGGACAAUUUGCACAAAAAUGGGAAGUUGCUCGGGCAGACGCCUCACCGGAGCUCUUCAAUGUUUGUGGCCCAUCCGGAUGCCGGGCGAUCAAGGGCUCUGUUAGGACUUUUUCAGGAGAACAAGUACCUCAUACGCAUCAGUCUAGGCAGACCAUUCUCGACCUACGGGAUUGCUACCUAUAUAGUGGUAUCAUUACUAGCUCCGACUUACUAUACCACAGCCAGACCUUUGACAACAAUCACCCAAGCCAUAAUUCAACACCACGCAUAUACCCAUCUGAUGGUUGGACAUCGGCCGAUGAGGAUACAGCAACAACUUUUGUCAUCUGGAACAAUACCCGCCGAGUAUUGUUCCAUGGGGAAGAAGAGAGAGAUGGAAACCAGAAGACGCGAAGAUGGAGACAUGUAUCUCGCCUAGGUACAUCAGGCAGAUCAAUCGUAUUUAAAGCUCGAAGUAGAGCAGAAAGAGAUCUGUGGGUUCUGGCUAUCGAGACGGAGAUCGACCGGCUACAGCAGCAGGAGGAUAUGAGAAUUGUACCAGAAAAGUGA
Molecule: messenger RNA, 3228 nt
Organism: Trichophyton benhamiae CBS 112371
Lineage: Eukaryota; Fungi; Ascomycota; Eurotiomycetes; Onygenales; Arthrodermataceae
Product: PH domain protein
Exons: 4
Coding region: 1-3228 (1075 amino acids)
Biological process (GO): protein localization to prospore membrane; ascospore-type prospore membrane formation
Cellular component (GO): prospore membrane
Source: RefSeq, a predicted model, not a curated record